AUGUCGCGCGCUGGGAAGUGGCGCCUGAACCGACGCUCGCUUUUCCCAAGGAACUUCCGAAAACCCGUACGCAAACUGAGAUACACGGCGUUGUCGGAGGAAAAGGAGGAAUGGGGGAAUGGAGAAUUGGCUGGCGCUUUUUGGAAUUUGUGGUUCUUUUUUUUUUCCACAUGCUGUCAGUUGCCUGUUCGGGAAGAACUUUCAGGCCUGUUCGGGAAGAACUUUCACCGUCGUGCAAAUUCGAACCGCUCCAGGCUAAUCAGGAGACGAUCCGAAAUUUUAUGCGAUCCAGAAAUCUUCUGCGGGCGGAUAUGCGAAAAAUUGCUGACUCAAAUGUCCUCAAAUUCACCGCAAAAAUCGGCUGAAGUGUGUCUGUCGGAUGCGCCGGCCACGAGAUAUUCGAGCCAUGACAUGACGAACAGUCACGAAAAGACACGUCCACACUGUUCCACACUGCUCCACACUGCUCCACAUACUGCUCCACACGAGCCGCCAGCCAAUGUUCUGAUCGACCAGAAUUUGCGCGCGGGAUCCGCCCUCGGAUUCCAUGACGCGAGGAUAAUACCCGUCGGUGACCCUCAGUCGGUGAUGGAGCUUUACGGCUCGGACGACGGGUUCCUGCGAGAUUCCGGCCGAACCCGCCGCGGACCCCCCAAGGCCCUCCGCGCGUCUGACGUGUUGGGGGACGAUACGCGACCCUUCGGCGCAUUCGAUGCUGCUGACACGAGGAGCGAGCGCGGACCGAUGGCAAGAGCCGAGACUCCGGGUGCGCCGAUCCUCAAGAUCGACCCUCAAGAUCGAAAGAAGGUCAAAGGAGUGAAAGCAGCGUGUCAUAAGUUCAUCAACCUCGAGGAGACCCGACCCCUCGCCGACUCCGUCCAGAUCAAGCAGAUCAAGCAGGCGAGCACGCGCUCCGUGGGCAAGAAGGCCUGCGCCGCGGCGGCGGGGUCGACGAGCGAGGUUGCGCGCGGCGACGCCAUCCGGGUGAAGGAGUUUCGGGGAGGUUCUUGGCACGGAGGCAACCACGCCGGCUCCCUGCUCAAGGUGGCCGGGUUGUUCAGGUGCAAAAGCGAGCGAAACAUCCGGGCGAUCAUCGAGCAGCACUCGGCGAAGGGUGUGCCCUGCAGCAUCACCGCAACGCUCGACUCCAUCGACGGCGGCUUCACGCCCGCCCAGCUCGAAAGCGGAGACUUGGGCGUCAAGCUCGAGUGUGGUGCGGUCGACUCCACGGAACCCGCGCCCGUACCUUCGAUGUCGAGAAUGCCUUCGCAUCUGGCGAACACGACCAGCCGAGAGGGUUCCGAGGGAUCCUCGGGUCCUACGCCACCGCCGCGGGCUCGGAGAGGGAAGGAAAAGCAGAGGUCUAACCUCACUCGCGCGUUACCCGCCGACGAUCCCCUCGACUCGCCGCGCAUCAACGCCGCCUUGUUUCCUCGCUCAGCCGUAUCCAGAGGUCCCGCGUGCCCGAAGGAGCCUCGGGGUCACUUCGACGUGACGGUGAAGAUGGUUGGUACGAUGGACGAGCACCCGGCGUACUCGUCGGAAAAGGAGCGGACGCUCUCGCUGGAACACGCGAGGCGGCUCGGGAGGUACCUCGCCGAGCGAACCAUCGAAGGAACCCUCGACGAGGCGGAACAAAUCUACGGAAAGACGUCCCAGAUGUGGAAGGAGGCGGGGAGUGUCGUCGAGGAGCGCGACGGGGUACCGAGACAUUUCCCGCCCCGAGAGGAGCACCAGCCGCCGUACAUCCAGGUGUGCAUCCGCGGCAACCCGGACGCCAACUUCGACGCCGUCGGCGAGGGUUGCGACGACGAGAUCAGGAGGCUCUGCACUGACGGGGUCGUCGGUGUGCCAGCGGAGGACGAGGGAGACAUCCACGGGUCGGGACGAUCGACGGCAGUCGCGGAACCGCCCCCGCUGCAGACGUACUUUCGCGACGCGAUGGACGACCUCGACUUCCUCUUGCCCGACGUUCUCUUGGACGCCGGGUUGCACCAACACGAGUCAAUGCCGCCUUGA
Messenger RNA from Micromonas commoda, 2019 nucleotides. RefSeq lists its product with no specific name. The record is from RefSeq and is a predicted model, not a curated record. Bases 1 to 2019 code for a protein of 672 amino acids. The transcript is spliced from 3 exons. Lineage: Eukaryota; Viridiplantae; Chlorophyta; Mamiellophyceae; Mamiellales; Mamiellaceae.